GGGCUCCUCACACGCUGCGUGAUCCUCCUCACACACCGAUGGUGGAGGCUCCUCUCUCAGCCCCAUGGAGUAGUAGUAGUAGUAGUGCGGCGACUGUCGGCUUCUUCACAACCUCUUUUUGUUUUCUUCAUUUUAUUUUAUUUUAUUUUUAUUUGAUCGCAUUAUUUUGCAUGGAGUCUCCGUGGAGCGCCGCUUCAUCCCACCGCGAGUGAGCUGCUGUGAAUCCUGAGAGCACACGCCUUCCAACAGGAGACAAGAUGGCGACCAACAACACCUUACGCAGCUACUCCAUAAUCCCGUGUUUCAUCUUUGUGGAGCUCGUCAUCAUGUCUGGCACGGUCCUGUUGGCCUACUACAUGGAGUGCACGGACCUGUUCGGCGUGCACGUGCAGGGCUUCUUCUGUAAUGACGCCGAGCUGAUGAAGCCAUAUCCCGGCACGGAGGAGUCCAGCUUCGUCCCGCCCCUCAUCCUCUACUGCGUGGUGGCAGCUACUCCUACAGUUAUAAUCUUCAUCGGAGAGGUUUCCAUGUAUGUGAUGAAGUCAACGAGGGAAGCGCUCCUGGCCCAGGAGAAAACCAUAGUGACAGGAGACUGUUGUUACCUUAACCCCCUUAUCCGUCGCAUCAUUCGCUUCUUAGGUGUGUUUGCAUUCGGUCUGUUUGCCACAGACAUCUUCGUCAACGCGGGCCAGGUGGUGACCGGAGGCCUCUCCCCUUACUUCCUGUCCGUCUGCAAGCCCAACUACACAGGUGCCGAUUGUCGGUUUAAUCACCAGUUCAUCAUCAACGGCAACAUUUGCACUGGGAACGCCAUUAUUGUGGAGAACGCACGUCGGUCGUUUCCAUCCAAGGACGCCUCCCUAAGUGUUUACUCUGCGGUUUACCUGACGAUGUACAUCACAAGCACAAUCAAGACCAAGUCCAGUCGCCUGGCCAAACCCGUGCUGUGUCUGGGCACGCUCUGUUCAGCCUUCCUCACCGGCCUCAAUCGGGUGUCAGAGUAUCGAAACCACUGCUCAGAUGUAGUGGCUGGUUUUAUACUGGGAUCGGCAAUUGCUUUGUUUCUGGGCAUUUGUGUUGUGAACAACUUCAAAGGUGUUCAUACUGCGGUAGCUAAACAGAAGACUGAAGAAUACCGCAGUCUGCCUCUGAUGACUUUCCCCCGCGUAGAAAGCCCACUGGAGACCCUCAGCGCACAGCACUGACACGUCAGGCAUGAUAUUCGCACUGCUUAACCAGAUCACUUGUUGCACUUAUUGAAAAUGUUCCUCUUAUUUCUUUAUUCAUUUCUGCAUCUUUUCCAUCUUCUGUUUCCUUCAAUCAUCUUUCUGCUCUCUACUCAUCCUAAACUCCUAAACUCCCUUGUCCAUUCCUCCUCAAACAUUUAUUCUCAGAACCACUCGGCAUCCAUGACGGAGGUCACAUGACUAAGGGGGCAGCACCGGGUCACGUUUGCGUCUCCACAGCACKUCCAGUCACAAUGACGAGGACGCAUGCCACGUGAUGCCGAAUGCUUACAAAAAAUAAAAACCCACUUCUGAUUUAUCUGUUAAAAAUCACCUGGGGGACAGAAAACUCCAUGUUCGUUGUGGUUUUCAUCUAGCUUGGCUACUCUCUAUUUAACCAGCCAAGAUGCACAGAUCAGACCAAUGCAAACGUAUCACAAAGCCAACUUACUGUAAGCACAGGUUGUUUUUCCAGGUUUUUUGAAAUUUCUUUAAGACAUGGCACAUUUUUGUCCUCCACGGUGUGCCGUUUGUAGUUAGAGGAUGGUGUUUUGUACAUUUUUGUAUGAGCGAGUGCCGUCGCCUCUCCUGACAAUGUUAAACCUGCACACUUCCUGUCGGUUGACUCACUGUUUUACAUCACAUCCUGUCAGGUGAAAUGCCUCGUUGAUCACCACAUUCAUUCCACUCAGACUUAAAAUCUCUGCAAUGGAAAAAAAUAUAUAUAUAUUGAUGUUGUUGUUCUGUGGUGUUUGUCAUUUGUACAGGAAAAAAAAAGACAAACUUUCUUAUUAUUAUCUCUGUACAUUAAUCGACCAUUAUGAGGUCUUAUUUUUUAAGGAUUUUUGUUAAUCUGUAUGACUAUUAUGAUCCAUUUGGACCUGUUUGCCUGCUGUAAACCUGAAUAUGUUCUAGUAUCAGUUUAGGUGUUUUGGGAAGGAACUCUUCUCCCCUUUGGAGGAAAUGCGAGAUCGAGUCAGUGACAACUUCUGAGACAGAAACUAGGGUUUGUCUUUUCCUGUUAUUAGAUCCAAUAUUUGAAAUCAUCAAUGGUUGACAUGCUUGCUAUGAGUGUCUUUCACCCCAAUUUUCUGAUUCACUUUGAUUAUCUCUACACUGGAGUCCUGUGGGGCUAGCAAGUGUCAGAUCUGCAGAUUCCACUCGAUAAUUUUGAGAACUACUCCUACAAAUCCAUUUCAAUAAAAGGCAUUCUCAUUUUGUAGAAUAAAUAGAGGCAUAAGCUGAGUGGGUAACUUGGGGACUGAGCUAGCGUUUUCAAUGUCAACCAGGCCAAUGACUCCUGAUUCACUUUUCCUCCUUGAGGCGCCCCUUCCUCUCCCCAACCCACCUGUGGAUUGUGAUGCAAUGUUGUGACUCCAUUUCCUACUGGAAGCUAUGCCCAGCAUGAAAAGAGAAGUUGAUAUGUUUUAUAGAUAUUACUCAUGAUCAUUGUGAUUAUGUCCUUUUAAUUUAAGAACAAAAUAAGCUUUUUUGUCAGAAAUGCUAAAAUAUAUAUAUUUUUUUCUUUGUUGGUCAAAAAAAUUAAAUAGUCAGUAGCAACAAAGUGCUGUCUUGUGAUUUCA
This is a messenger RNA of Austrofundulus limnaeus, 2809 nucleotides long. RefSeq names its product phospholipid phosphatase related 1 (gene plppr1). The transcript has 8 exons. Gene Ontology annotation, cellular component: plasma membrane. Lineage: Eukaryota; Metazoa; Chordata; Actinopteri; Cyprinodontiformes; Rivulidae. Bases 258 to 1205 code for a protein of 315 amino acids. Gene Ontology annotation, biological process: phospholipid dephosphorylation; signal transduction; phospholipid metabolic process. The record is from RefSeq and is a predicted model, not a curated record. Gene Ontology annotation, molecular function: phosphatidate phosphatase activity.